Messenger RNA from Abrus precatorius (Indian licorice), 4644 nucleotides. RefSeq lists its product as uncharacterized. The transcript has 3 exons. The record is from RefSeq and is a predicted model, not a curated record. Gene Ontology annotation, molecular function: RNA-DNA hybrid ribonuclease activity; nucleic acid binding. Bases 1 to 4644 code for a protein of 1547 amino acids. Lineage: Eukaryota; Viridiplantae; Streptophyta; Magnoliopsida; Fabales; Fabaceae. Gene Ontology annotation, biological process: DNA integration.
AUGACGAGAAGCCAGCAAGAAGGAACCUCUCGGCAACAAAUGGAGGACAUCACGCCAGAGGAACCAGUACCUGAAGUGGUGAUGCAGGGAGGAACGGAGGAAAGCAUUCUAGCUGCACUGAGGCAGCUUAAGGCAGAAAUGAUGGAGAUGAAGAAGGAACGCGAAAGAGAUGCACUAGAGCUCUCGGCCCUAAGGAGGGAAAAUGCUGGCUUAAGGGAAGAAAUAAGGACACACAUCCCUUCCCAAACGACGCCUUUCAUCCAAGAUCAAGGGGAAUCCUCAGCACUGCAAGACAAAUCAAGGCAAGUCUAUCAAUCGGCAACCAGAGAUGACCGGGACGACCUUGUGAACCGGAGCCCGUUCAUUCACCGCAUUCUGGAAGCCAAGCUGCCCGAUAAUUGGAGAGGGUUGGCAAUAGACAAAUACGAUGGCACAUCCGACCCCGGAGAACACGUGGAUAUCUUUACAACGCAGUUCGCCACAAGCCGGCCCCAUCCCCUAACAUCCUUGGCCCUAGUCAAUAUUCGCCAAGAGAAAGGAGAAUCACUUAGAGCGUUCAUGAAACGCUUUGGCAAAGUGACUCUCUCAAUUCAUAACUUGGAACCAGCAGUAGUUAUGCACCACCUCACAACAGCAUUAAAGCCGGGACCCUUUGUUAAUAGCCUCUGCAAAAAGCCCCCGAUCGACCUAGAUGAGUUAAGGAGUCGGGCUGCGAAGUACAUGCAAAUGGAAGAAUUAUCCGAAUAUCGGAGCCAGGUAUGGAUGGACCAAGGAUCUAACUCAAAAGAUAUAGAAGGAAAGGAGGCCUUUAAAGCAAGGUGGGGGAACGACAGAGGAAAUGAACUUGAGCGACCACCUCGGCGACCGAAGUAUCCGUCCUACACGACGCUCAACACUAAUCAGGCCAGAAUACUUGAUCAAGCAUUGGCCACAGAAAUAUUGAGAAUGCCUAGACGCGCUAACACUCCACCUCGGGCAGAUAAAAGCAAGUCUUGCCGAUACCAUCAGAACAGGGGUCACACUACUGAAGAGUGUACGGCACUAAGAGAUAAAAUUGAAGAAUUGAUUAAAGGUGGAUACCUAAAAGAUUUUGUACAGACAGAUCCCACAAAGCAAUCUAAUAGAGGAAGAGAUCGUCACCCUGAUUCACCAAAGAUAUUCGACCACAAAAAAAUUGAACGACACAGGAGCAGGUCCAAAGAGCCCCCAGCUAGAAGAUUUGAAGAAAAGUACCCAAAAAGGGUCAUUAACACCAUAGCCGGAGGGUUCGCUGGUGGAGGACCUACCCAUUCGGCUAGAAAAAGGCAUCUUCGGCAUGUCUGUUCGGUCAAUAAUGUUUCAUUAGGCAGCAGAAUUCGGAUCCCGCCUAUUACGUUCACUGACGACGACUUUCAGGGAGUCGAUCCGGUGCAGGAUGAUCCCAUGGGGAGCUCGGCCGAUAUCCUAUACUGGAAUACAUUCAAGCAAUUAGGCAUCGCAGAACAAGAGCUCAAAGAAUACCAUGAACCAUUGGUUGGGUUUUCCGGGAAACGAGUAGAGACCAAGGAAUGUAUUGACUUGUAUACCACGUUUGGAUCAGAACAUGAGAGCAAACGCAUAAGAGUCACUUAUCUUCUAGUACACGCAAACACAUCUUAUAAUAUACUACUCGGCAGACCAUCCCUGAACAAAUUGAAGGCCAUAGUGUCCACUCCGCACUUGGCCAUGAAAUUUCCGUCUGAAAGAGGCCGAAUUGUUACCGUCCAUGCUGAUCAAAAAACAGCCAGGGAAUGUUACUUUGCAAGUUUACGCCUUAAACCAUUUCAUGGGAAUAACCGGGAUGUCAACAUUGUAUUCCCUCGGUUGGAAGAAGAGUUGGAUGUUGAACUUGAUCCUAGAAUGGAUGCGGAAUAUCGUGUCGAGCCCAAUGAAAACAAACAAUCCUUCCAACUAGGAGCAAAGCCAGAACAAGUUGCGUAUUUAGGGAUCGGUUUGAACGAACAAGAAAAAGCCGUCCUCCAAAAGAUGCUAGUAAAUAACGCCAAUUUGUUUGCUUGGACAGCCUCGGAUAUGCCUGGCAUUGAUCCAGCAUUUCUUUGUCACCACUUAUCGGUCUAUAAAGGAGCCAAGCCGGUAGCUCAAAAGAGGAGAAAAAUUGGUGGUGGUAGAGCAAAGGCAGUAAAAGAAGAAACCAGCAAACUGAUACAAGCUGGCUUUAUCCGAGAGGUCAGGUAUUCAACAUGGUUAGCCAACAUUGUCAUGGUUAAAAAAGCCAGCGGCAAAUGGCGAAUGUGCACGGACUUCACGGACCUCAAUAAAGCAUGCCCAAAUGACGCAUACCCACUACCAAACAUUGAUAUCUUGGUCGAUGGUGCAGCCGGUCACAAAAUACUGAGCUUUUUGGAUGCUUAUUCUGGGUAUAAUCAAAUACGAAUGUACCCCCCGGAUGAGGAAAAAACAACGUUCAUCACAAAUUCUGCAAAUUUUUGUUAUCGAGUGAUGCCGUUCGGUCUGAAGAAUGCAGGAGCAACAUACCAGCGACUCAUGAACAAAAUUUUUGAAAAACAAGUGGGUAAAUGCAUGGAGGUGUAUGUAGACGACAUGGUAAUUAAAUCCCUCGCAUUGAAGCAACAUCUUGACCACUUAGAUGAGGUAUUCGGAGAAGCCAGAAAACAUGGUAUGAGAUUUAAUCCUGAAAAAUGUACGUUUGGUGUAGCUGGCGGUAAAUUUUUGGGCUUCAUGUUGUCAGAAAGGGGGAUUGAGGCAAACCCCGACAAAUGUAGAGCCAUCUUUGACAUGGCCAGUCCUUGCAAUGUCAGGGACGUGCAACGACUCACCGGGCGGAUCGCAGCCCUUGCUAGAUUCUUACCAGUAAUGGCAGAAAGGUCUCGGCCUUUCAUCGAAUUGUUGAAAAAAUCUCAAAAAUUUGCUUGGUCCAAGGAGUGUGAGGACGCCUUUGUACAAUACAAGCAUGUGCUGGCGGCACCACCUGUGUUGAUUAAACCGACACCAAAUCAGGAAAUGAUUGUUUAUUUGGCUGUAUCCGAUCACACCGUCAGUUCAGUUCUACUUCAAGAAACACCUGAACCGAACCCCGUAUAUUUUGUUAGCAGGACACUCCAAGGUCCUGAAUCUCGGUACCAGUUAAUGGAGAAAGUGGUACUUGCCCUAGUCCAUAUAGCUCGUCGGUUAAGACACUACUUUCAGAGCCAUCGGAUGGUGGUACGUACAGAUUGUCCGAUGGCCAAAAUAUUGAGGAAACCAGAAUUGGCUGGUCGGUUGGUGGCAUGGACAAUUGAAUUAUCUCAGUUUGAUAUCCAUUUCGAGAACCGACGCCCCCUUAAAGCCCAAGUGUUAGCCGACUUCAUCAAUGAGUUCACUAUACAACAUGAUACCAUUUCGGACAUGUGGAAUAUGCAUGUUGAUGGAUCAUCAAAUCAAUUAGACAGUGGAGCGAGGGUAAUUCUUGAAGGACCGAAUGCGUUCGCCAUUGAACAGUCUAUCCGGUUCGGAUUUAAGGCAUCCAACAAUCAAGCCGAAUAUGAAGCUUUACUCGCCGGUCUCAGACUAGCCAGGGAAAUGGGGGUUAAACGCAUUACUGCUUGGAGUGAUUCAAAAGUUGUAACCGAACAAGUGAAUGAUACCUAUCAGAUCAGGGACUCGGUCAUGCUUAAAUAUUACCAGGAGGUUAAGAGAAUAAAAACCGAGUUUGAGGAGGUAUGCAUUCGGUACACACCCCGAAACAUGAACGCACGAGCCGACAGGCUAGCUAGGCUGGCUAGCCAACGGAAACCAGGGCAGCUGCAGAGCAUGGUUCACCAACAAAUCCUCCAACCUAGUAUCACCAAGCAAGAAUGCAUGGACAUAGAAAAUUCAUCUCAUAAUUGGAUGACCCCCCUGGCCCAAUACCUCACUGAUGGCAGUCUCCCGCAGGACGCAGCAGCAGCUAGGAAAAUUAAAGCACAUGCAGCCAAAUACCUUCUUCUCGGCAAAGAAUUGUAUCGAAGAGGAAUUUCCACCCCCAUGCUUAAAUGCCUAGAAGACGACCAAGCUAAGUACGUGAUGAGAGAAAUCCAUGAAGGUAUCUGUGGAACCCAUUCGGGCAGACGAACUAUGGCAGCCAAAGUGCUCAGGGCCGGAUACUACUGGCCAACAAUAACUCAAGACUGUCAGUUGUUUGUAAAAAGAUGCAUUCCCUGUCAACAACAUGGCCCUCACCUGCGCCAACACGUCGAUACCCUUCGGCACAUUAGCGCUCCUUGGCCCUUCGCUAUUUGGGGAAUGGACCUCCUCGGUCCAUUUCCCUUGGCAAAAGGGCAAUGUAAAUUCCUCCUCGUCGCCGUGGACUACUUUACCAAAUGGAUUGAGGCCGAACCCCUAGCAUCAAUCACGGCCCAUAAUGUACAAAAAUUCACUUGGAAAAACAUCAUAACACGGUUCGGUCUCCCUCAUGCACUAAUUAUAGAUAAUGGGCUUCAGUUUGCAAAUCGGCGAUUCAACGAGUUCUUGGCAGGCCUGCAUAUCAAACAUAGGGUUACAUCUGUUGAACAUCCGCAGACGAAUGGCCAAGCCGAGGCUGCCAACAAAGUGAUCUUGCAUGAAUUAAAAAUGAGGUUGGGUUCGGCAAAGGGAGAAUGGGCAGAGAAGCUGCCUGAGAUUUUAUAG